CCGUAGCACGAUGAGCUAGACAACUCAAUACUCAUCAAUCAACAAACCAACCACACAAACUUUCUAAAAGGCUAAGGCUCUAUUUGAAUUUCAAAUAUCAUUUCAUUGCAUGUGGGUUGGCAGCACCAUACCCAACUAUCUAUCUUGUGAGUUCAUAAUAAAUAUAAAAACCUUGAAGCUAGACUCAACAACGACAUCGAUCUUGUCUCACUGACCCUUCUUCUACUAAUUCAAAAUAUGCCUUUCUCCAUUUUCCUCAGAAUUUAAUGUGACCACUUCCCAUUCGCUGUUGGGUUGUUGGCAAAUUUAAUGCCACUCUAUUUAAGUCUCUGCAUUUGUGUCUCUGCCUCGGUCCCUCCUGUCUCAUCCAUUAAAUUUUAAGAAUCUCACAGGACAUAUACUUACUCCAACGAAACAUGCUUCCUUCUCUUCACCACUUUGUAAUUUCUACUUCAUACACUUCUAAUAUCCACACUCACGUUAUGUUAUUAGCCCUUUUAAUUUCCUAGCUUCUUCUUUCUCUCUAUUAUUGUUUCUGGUGAUGAUAGAUGAAUAUGCAUGUUGGGGAUAAGCUUUUCUCGUCACACAGAUGAUAUAUGUUUCAUUAACGAAUGAAUGAUUGUUUUGUUUCUUCUUCAGAAAGUGCAGGAACUUGUUGAUGGGGUUCUCUACAACAUUGGUGCUGCUGGUUCUUAUAACUUCAAACAUGUAAUUAAGGGCCUGAGAUAUUGGUACGGUUCAAUCAGAAGGCAGUGCUUUAUGAUUUCAAAGCUCUCUUAUUUGAUUGAGCCGUGCCAAUAUCACAUGCAAACUUUGAUCAUGGCUUGUAACAAUUGGCAGCUAGCUAACACAUUAAAGAUGUCUCGGGAUCUUCUAACUUGGUGUAGCAAGCAACCAUCGUUGGAACCUAGUUCAUCUUAUGAAAGUUUUUUCCGCGUGUCCGUGAUGAUCAAUUUCUUGGAGUGGGGCACGCAUCAACAACAUGGAAAAAAGAAGAGUAAUGAAGCAAAGGAGAAAUUUCUGCAUAUUUGAGCUUUCUUCGAGACAUCAUCUUCAACUAGUAUUAGAAAUUAGUUAAUCAAGUUACGGUUAUUUUCUGUUAAGAUAAUGUAAUGACAACUACAUAAAUAGUCAUGUACUUGACACAUUUGAUGAAUAAUAUUCAUUUUUUCUCUCAACUCAUAUUAUGGUAUAAGUUUUCUCUGGCCUUUCCCUUUCUCUCAACCACCAUUGAAGCUACUUCUCCGGUUCCAUUGGCCGAGGCUGAAAUCAUACUUCAGGAUGAUUAGCCUCAAAAUCCUUCUUGCCCGUUCUUUCUACAACUUAGGCGAAAAUCCAGGUUCAGUUUUGGUUUUCCAACCCUUGAAUUGCCCCAAUCAUCGCCUAUAGAGUUGUCUAAUGGACGCGUCGGAAAUCCCACGUUAUUUUCACCUUACAAGUUGAUGUUAUAUAUUUUUUUAUGAUUCAUCAAACAUCAUGUAGUGAUAGUUGUAUACCAUGUAAUGUCCUUAUGCCAUCACUCAAU
This is a messenger RNA of Glycine soja, 1525 nucleotides long. RefSeq lists its product as uncharacterized. The record is from RefSeq and is a predicted model, not a curated record. The transcript is spliced from 3 exons. Lineage: Eukaryota; Viridiplantae; Streptophyta; Magnoliopsida; Fabales; Fabaceae. The coding region runs from base 616 to 1032 and encodes 138 amino acids.